AUGGAGAACUUGGUGUCUGGCUCCAACCUUCCUCCUCUUUUUACAGAUGAAGGUGGAGCUAAGGAGGGUAGUGAAAUUGCUGUAACUGGACUAGCUCAUUCUGAGAGUUCAUUCAGUGGUGGAACUUCACAGUCUGUGAAUAACCCAGAAUUGGUGGAAGAUUUGUCACAGGUCCAACAGCUUCCAAAUGAGUCCUCUAAUACUGCUGAAAACACUGAGCAGAAGCCUGAAGAGGAGCAGCAAAGAACUAAACGAGGAGGCUGGGCCAAAGGGAGAAAGAGGAAGAAACCCCUCAGGGACACCAAUGCCCCGAAAUCCCCCCUCACAGGGUAUGUGCGAUUCAUGAAUGAGCGUAGGGAGCAGCUUCGAGCGAAGAGGCCUGAAGUCCCUUUCCCAGAGAUCACCAGGAUGCUGGGCAAUGAAUGGAGUAAACUGCCUCCUGAGGAGAAACGGCGAUACCUUGAUGAAGCAGAUAGAGAUAAGGAGCGUUAUAUGCGGGAACUGGAGCAGUAUCAGAAGACUGAAGCCUACAAAGUCUUCAGCAGGAAAGCACAGGACAGACAAAAAGGCAAAUCACACAGACAAGAUGGAGCAAGGCAACCGGCCCAUGAUCAUGAGAAAGAAGCAGAUACAAAGGAGAGGUCAGUUUUUGAUAUUCCAAUUUUCACAGAAGAGUUCCUGAAUCAUAGUAAAGCCCGUGAAGCUGAGCUGCGGCAGCUGCGCAAGUCCAACAUGGAGUUCGAGGAGAGAAACGCUGCUCUGCAGAAGCACGUGGAGAGCAUGCGCACUGCUGUGGAGAAGCUGGAGGUGGAUGUGAUCCAGGAGCGCAGCCGCAACACCGUGCUGCAGCAGCAUCUGGAGACCUUGCGUCAGGCCCUCACUACCAGCUUUGCUGGAGUUCCGCUACCAGGUAGUGGGGAGACACCCACACUGGAGACGAUCGAUUCCUACAUGAAUAGACUGCACAGUAUUAUUAUGGCCAACCCACAGGAGAACGAGAACCUCAUAGCCACAGUGCGAGAUGUGGUAAACAGGCUUGAACGCUAG
Messenger RNA from Indicator indicator, 1047 nucleotides. It is a transcript of the gene HMG20A, whose product is annotated as high mobility group 20A. The record is from RefSeq and is a predicted model, not a curated record. The coding region runs from base 1 to 1047 and encodes 348 amino acids. Lineage: Eukaryota; Metazoa; Chordata; Aves; Piciformes; Indicatoridae. Gene Ontology annotation, cellular component: nucleus. Gene Ontology annotation, biological process: regulation of gene expression. The transcript has 8 exons.